Castor canadensis (American beaver) is the source of this 939-nucleotide messenger RNA. It is a transcript of the gene Cd207, whose product is annotated as CD207 molecule. NCBI's taxonomy places the organism in Eukaryota, Metazoa, Chordata, Mammalia, Rodentia, Castoridae. The record is from RefSeq and is a predicted model, not a curated record.
AUGAAGGCUACAGAGAGGGAGACCCCUGAUGCACACUUCACGGUGGACAAGCAAAACAUCUCCCUCUGGCCCAGAGAGCCUCCUCCAAAGACAGGAUCAAGUCUGGUCCUGAAGAAACCUCUUACUGUUCGAGUGGCCGUAAUCUGCCUGUUGCUGGUCUUGGUCACCUCCAUUGUGCUGCAGGCCAUUUUCUAUCCCUGGUUGAUGGGCACAAUAUCAGAUGUAAAGACCAAUACCCAGGUGCUGGAAGGUCGUGUGGAUAACAUCAGCACCUUUGGUUCUGAAAUUCAAAAGAACAACCAAGGCAUAGAGACAGCUGGCAUUCAGAUCCAGAUAUUGAAGACCAGUGUGGAGAAAGCCAAUGUACAAAUCCAGAAUUUAACAAGAAGUUGGGAGGGAGUUGAUCAUUUAAAUGCCCAAAUCCCAGAAUUAAAAAGAGAUUUUGACAAAGCCAGUGCUUUAAAUGCAAAGGUCCGGGGACUACAGAGCAGCUUGGAGAAUAUCAGCAACUUGCUCAAAGGACAAAAUGACAUUCUGCAGAUGGUUUCCUGGGGCUGGAAGUACUUCAAGAACUUUUACUACUUUUCUCAUACCCCAAAGACCUGGUACAGUGCUCAGCAGUUCUGUGUGUCCAGGAAUUCACACCUGAGCUCAGUGACCUCAGAGGAUGAGGUUAGUUUUCUAUACAAGACAGUAGAUGGACUUCCACACUGGAUCGGCCUAACCAAAGCAGGGAGUGGGGAAUGGUACUGGGUAGAUGAGACUCCAUUCAAUAAGGUCCAAAGUCUGAGGUUCUGGAUUCCAGGUGAGCCCAACAAUUUGGGCACCAAUGAACACUGUGCCAAUAUAAAGUUGUCCUCACAGUCUUGGAAUGAUGACCCCUGUGACAGUAAGUUGCUUUUCAUCUGUAAGCGGCCCUACAUCUGGUCAGAACCAUGA